This is a messenger RNA of Ostrea edulis (European flat oyster), 926 nucleotides long. RefSeq lists its product as uncharacterized. The transcript is spliced from 3 exons. Gene Ontology annotation, cellular component: mitochondrion. The record is from RefSeq and is a predicted model, not a curated record. Gene Ontology annotation, molecular function: glycine N-acyltransferase activity. NCBI's taxonomy places the organism in Eukaryota, Metazoa, Mollusca, Bivalvia, Ostreida, Ostreidae. The coding region runs from base 22 to 363 and encodes 113 amino acids.
GUACUGAUACUCUACGCUGAAAUGUCGCAAAAACUAAUCUCUCAAUCUUAUGGAGAUUUGGAAGAAACUUUAAAAAAGGAGUUACCAUUUUCCAUUCAAGCUUAUUUUCCCGUUAAGCUGUUGAGGAAAGGAUUGGUAACAAAGAGAAUUGUAUGGGUGGACAACUGGCCCGAAUUCAAAACGGUGGUAGUUUCAGACGACAAGAAAAAGAACGUUUCCGCACAGCGAGCGUAUUGUUACUGCAGAAAUGACACAGACUGCAUCUCCAUUCUUGACUCUAUGCUACGACACAUAUCAGAAACUCUUUCCAACUCUCUUUUCCUCUAUGGUAAGAGUUACAUAUACACCAUUUGCAUUUCUUAAACAGACGGUACUACUGUGGUACUACUGUAGUAGUAAAAACAUUUAUUCUCGUUAAAAAUCCCAAAGUCAUUUUCUAUGAGUAUCAAGAUCACUUGGAAAACGGACGAUCACAAAGGAGCUAUGCAUAUGAUAAGGAUUCCAUAGUUAUUUGAGCAGCAAAAAUUGCUGUGCCUUUCUUUCAGAUAUGACGUAUGUUUUUAAGGCAAGAAAAUGUGCUUUGAUUUGGCUUUAUGAUAUCGUAAAAUAUCUCGGUGGUGUUCAAAAUAGAGUAGGCUCAUUGUGGACCACCACAAGGACUCCAAUACGCCAGUUUCGAGAUUAGAGCUCUCCUGUGUAGGAGGUGCAUUUAGUGGAACUUUGAAUGCUUAGGUGGGACAGAGUGGUAGUAUAGUCAGUGAGAAAGACGAUCAAAUGUAUAAAAACCGACUUCUUUUUAAAUACUUGAUGUAGGAAAUAUAAAAUACUACCAAAAGAAAUGUUUUGCUAAAGUGGAAAUAUAAAUACAAUGCUAUAUAUCCAAACAAUGUCCUGGAUAUGAUAGCUAGGAGCAACAAAAUACCGUG